AGCCUAUAUACAGUUCUGUGUGGUCGCAGCACAUAAGCAAAUCCAUUCUUGUGCCGUUUCUCGGAAAAGCUUUUCAGUAAAUGCACUCAUGCUGCUCCAGGAGCUCUUCUCUGCAACAAGCCGCCCAUCUGCCAUCAACAAGUUAAGACCGAGAGAGCUAACGGCUGCGGAAAGGAGAGGCUGAAGCUUUGAUUAACCAGCUGAGCAGUUAGAGGAGGACGAAAUUAAUAACUUAUAUUCAAAACUGAUUUAGGGGAUCAGAGUGGUCAAAGAAAAUGAAACCAAUGCUUUCGAGAGGAAUAUCCUAAGGAAAAAACAACUUGCCCUGGUGGAUUUCAAUUUUACUCAGAAAGCCUGGGACACAGAAAACAGGAAACUGGUCAAAGGCUCCUGCAUGUUAGAGCCUUUUACAGACUCACUGCGUUGAGUCUGACAACCGAGACUGAAUGCAGCCUCCAAUGUGCUCAGAAGAAUGGGCUUACAUUUCAAGUGGCCAUUAGGGGCCCCUAUGCUAGCAGCAAUAUAUGCAAUGAGUAUGGUUUUAAAAAUGCUGCCUGCGCUGGGUAUGGCGUGUCCACCCAAAUGCCGCUGUGAGAAGCUGCUCUUCUACUGCGACUCUCAGGGCUUCCACUCAGUGCCAAACACCACGGACAAGGGCUCUCUGGGCCUGUCCCUGAGGCACAAUCACAUCACAGAGCUCGAAAGGGAUCAAUUUGCCAGCUUCAGUCAACUCACCUGGCUCCACUUAGACCACAAUCAAAUAUCAACAGUAAAAGAAGAUGCUUUUCAAGGACUAUAUAAACUUAAGGAAUUAAUCUUGAGUUCCAACAAAAUAUUUUAUUUGCCAAACACAACUUUUACCCAACUGAUUAACCUGCAAAAUUUGGACCUGUCUUUUAAUCAGCUGUCAUCUCUGCACCCAGAGCUCUUCUAUGGCCUCCGGAAGCUGCAGACCUUGCAUUUACGGUCCAACUCCCUGCGGACUAUCCCAGUACGCCUGUUCUGGGACUGUCGUAGUCUGGAGUUUCUGGAUUUGAGCACAAACCGUUUGCGAAGUUUGGCUCGCAAUGGAUUUGCGGGAUUAAUCAAACUGAGAGAGCUUCAUCUAGAGCACAACCAGCUGACGAAGAUUAAUUUUGCUCAUUUCCUACGGCUAAGCAGUCUGCACACGCUCUUCUUACAGUGGAACAAAAUUAGCAACUUGACAUGUGGGAUGGAGUGGACCUGGGGCACUUUAGAAAAACUAGACUUGACUGGAAAUGAAAUAAAAGCCAUCGAUCUGACAGUAUUUGAAACGAUGCCUAAUCUUAAAACACUCCUCAUGGAUAACAACAAGUUAAACAGCCUUGAUUCCAAGAUCUUAAACUCCCUGAGGUCCCUCACCACCGUUGGCCUCUCUGGCAAUCUGUGGGAAUGCAGCCCUCGAAUAUGUGCUUUGGCCUCCUGGCUGGGCAGUUUCCAAGGUCGGUGGGAGCAUUCCAUCCUAUGCCACAGCCCCGACCACACCCAGGGAGAGGAUAUACUAGAUGCAGUCCAUGGAUUUCAGCUCUGCUGGAAUUUAUCAACCACCGUCACUGCCAUGGCUACAACUUAUAAAGAUCCAACCACUGAAUACACAAAAAGAAUAAGCUCAUCAAGUUACCAUGUGGGAGACAAAGAAAUCCCAACUACUGCAGGCAUAGCAGUUACUACUGAGGAACACUUCCCGGAACCAGACAAUGCCAUCUUCACUCAGCGGGUAAUUACAGGAACAAUGGCUUUAUUGUUUUCUUUCUUUUUUAUUAUUUUUAUAGUGUUCAUCUCCAGGAAGUGCUGCCCUCCCACUUUAAGAAGAAUUAGGCAGUGCUCAAUGAUUCAGAACCACAGGCAGCUCCGAUCCCAAACACGACUCCAUAUGUCAAACAUGUCAGACCAAGGACCAUAUAAUGAAUAUGAACCUACCCAUGAAGGACCCUUCAUCAUCAUUAAUGGUUAUGGACAGUGCAAGUGUCAGCAGCUGCCAUACAAAGAAUGUGAAGUAUAAUAUCUACCCAUCAUCAAAAAUUACAUCAGAUAAGUAACCUAUUUUACAUAGUAGGGGCUAAAUACAUAUCUAAUUUUUACCAAUGGUGACAUUAAGCCUAAUUUUUCCAAACCAAGUGGAGACUUAGGUUUCUGACGUGUUGAAGUAUUUUUAAUUUUUUUUAAAUGAAACCAUAUUUUAAGUGUUAAAUGAAGCAAUGCUCACAUUAAUUUGCACUCUUGUGGGAAAGUCUAAAAAUGCUUACUUCAAAAUAAGACAUUUCAUGUAUGUAAUUAUAAACUAUUGUGUGUAAACAUUUACACUAAGGUCUCCAUAUGCUGUUUUUUCCUACUGAAAACAGUUUGGAAAGAUGCUACUGAGCAGAAAGAGAUAUGGAUCAAUACUUGUUUGAUCAUUGCUCUCCACCCCAAGUACCACAACUGGCUUGCUGCUUAAAAGGAGACUUAGCAAAAUUCUCUUGUAUGAUAAUUUGGUAUUUACUCAAACUUACAAUUUAAUGCCAGUGUGGGGAGUAGAAUUUUAUGUAUGCUGAAGACUGGUCAAUAUUAAACACUCUUCUUCCAGAGUUUUUGCCUGGGUUAGUAGGUAUUAUCAAAGUCCACAUCAUGAAAUCAGAACCCUUUAUGUAAUUCUAAUACGCUGAGUGACUCUUUAAUGUAUUUAAACAAUCCAAGUGAUUGUGAAAAGGUCUCAUUACAAUGAAAUCAAUACUAAAUAA
This is a messenger RNA of Cervus elaphus (red deer), 2741 nucleotides long. It is a transcript of the gene LRRTM2, whose product is annotated as leucine rich repeat transmembrane neuronal 2. Bases 473 to 2023 code for a protein of 516 amino acids. The record is from RefSeq and is a predicted model, not a curated record. Gene Ontology annotation, molecular function: protein binding. Lineage: Eukaryota; Metazoa; Chordata; Mammalia; Artiodactyla; Cervidae. The transcript has 2 exons.